GUUUUGAAGGAUUCGAAGGGAUGCAUAUAAGCUGGAAGUACAUCCAGGUGGGGCGAUCCCCGGGAACUGCACGGCCCGGUGGCAACUUGGUCCUGCAAACCACCAGCUCCAGCUCUAGCUCGGGAUUCACAGUCCAGGCGCGGGGACUGCCGGGGCAGCGCGAUCCUGGCCGGCUUCCGUUUCCGGCCCUCCGGGCGGCCUCGGCGCGAGCGGCUCUGAGCGGAGAGAGGGGGCGGGCCCGCGCGGCCGCGCAGGCGCACAGAGAGCAGCUGCAAUGGCGCUGUCCUGCAACCUGAACAGGUACCUGCUGCUCAUGGCACAGGAGCAUCUGGAAUUCCGUCUGCCGGAGAUAAAGUCUUUGCUCUCACUUUUUGGAGGUCAGUUCACUAGCAAUCAGGAAAGUUAUGGAAAGUCUCCAUUUUGGAUUCUCAGCCUUCCCUCUGAAGAUAUUGCAAGAAACUUAAUGAAACGGACAGUGUGUGCCAAGUCCAUAUUUGAGCUGUGGGGUCACGGAAAGUCGGCUGAGGAGCUGCACAGCUCUCUGCAAGGUUACCCGGUGGAGAGGAUGGUUCCAUUUCUGCACCCAGAGUCUACGUAUAAAAUAAAAAUCCACACAUUUAACAAAACAUUGACACAGGAAGAAAAAGUCAAACGCAUAGAUGCGCUUGAAUUUCUGCCAUUUGAAGGAAAAGUGAACCUGAAGAAGCCGCAACAUAUAUUCUCGAUUUUGGAGGACUAUGGUUUGGACCCGAAUUGCAUCCCAGAGAAGCCACAUAACAUUUAUUUUGGGAGAUGGAUCGCUGAUGGACAGAGAGAGCUAAUUCAGUCCUACAGUGUCAAGAAGAGACACUUCAUUGGGAACACGAGCAUGGAUGCUGGCUUGUCGUUCAUCAUGGCCAACCACGGGCAAGUGAAGGAGAAUGACGUUGUCUUCGACCCAUUUGUGGGAACAGGUGGCCUCCUGAUAGCAUCGGCACACUUUGGCGCAUAUGUGUGUGGGACAGACAUCGACUACAACACAGUUCACGGCCUGGGAAAGGCUACGAGGAAGAACCAGAAGUGGAGAGGACCAGAUGAAAAUAUCAGGGCAAACCUUCGUCAGUACGGCUUAGAAAAGUAUUACCUCGAUAUCCUGGUUUCGGACGCCUCCAGACCUUCCUGGAGGAAGGGCAUGUAUUUUGAUGUCAUCAUCACUGAUCCUCCGUACGGUAUCAGAGAAUCUACGAGGAGAACCGGUUCACAGAAGGAAAUUCCAAAGGGGAUGGAGAAAUGCCCAGAAAGCCACGUGCCAGUCUCCUUGAGUUAUCACCUGAGCGACAUGUUUUUCGACCUGUUAAACUUUGCAGCGGAGACCCUCGUAUUAGGCGGAAGACUCGUGUACUGGUUACCCGUGUAUACACCAGAGUACAGCGAGGAGGUGGUGCCCUGGCACCCUUGCCUGAGGCUCAUUAGCAACUGCGAGCAGAAGCUUUCUAGUCACACCUCGAGGCGGCUGAUCACGAUGGAAAAGGUGAAGAUGUUUGAGGGCUGCUUCAGAUUCCUCCCUGGACAGAAGAGGCAGGGGGCAGAGCAAGGGCCUAUGAGGAGCGUGGCUGUGUGGGAGGGACCUGCAUCCAGCUCUGUGACCUGUGAGCUGAUGUCAGUAAGAGCUGAUGGUGUAGACCUGUGAAACAGCAAGCUGAUGAAAAUGAAGAUGGUGAGUUGCCAGCUUGUGUCUGUCCUUAUCUCCAAGGAAAAACAAACACUGUCUCAGGGAGCUGCUUCUCCACGCCAAGACAAAUGAGCUGCUGAAGUGUCAUGAUUCUGAAAUGGGAGCCAGAUACAUCAAGGAUCAUUUGCUGGUCAACCUCAGGGUAUCUGUCAUAAAUAAAAAAUGACUUGUGCUGUCUGUUUCAGGACUUUGUCUUGGGACUGCUACGAUGUCUUCUGAGACAUGAAGUCUUCCCUGCAAGACACAGCUUGGUGCUUUCCUAUCCCCUCUCUUCUGAGGUGCCUAUCAGGAGCAAUCAGUUUUUUAUCAACUGCCAUGUUGGACAGCUUUUCACCUGUCGUCUCAGCGACACAUUUUAUGAUGAGGAUAAGGAGGAGGGCAGGGUGGAGUCCUCUAGCCCUUGCUUAUCAUCUUUCCUCCUGGGCUAUCUCCCUCCAUUACCCCUUGUCUGCUUCUCCUUCCAUGUUUGCCUACUCUGCCCCAACUACUGGGGAUUGUGGACACAAAGGUGAAUAAGUAGUGUGUCUCUUAGGCUAAAAAGCUGUAAAAUCUUGGACUAAACUGAUUUUUGUUCAAUUGUUAAACAAAUUAUGCUCAGCAUCCCAAACUGGCACUUAAAAAAAUAAAACAAGU
Octodon degus (degu) is the source of this 2344-nucleotide messenger RNA. It is a transcript of the gene Trmt11, whose product is annotated as tRNA methyltransferase 11 homolog. The transcript is spliced from 14 exons. Gene Ontology annotation, biological process: methylation. The record is from RefSeq and is a predicted model, not a curated record. Gene Ontology annotation, molecular function: nucleic acid binding. The coding region runs from base 275 to 1669 and encodes 464 amino acids. Gene Ontology annotation, cellular component: cytoplasm. NCBI's taxonomy places the organism in Eukaryota, Metazoa, Chordata, Mammalia, Rodentia, Octodontidae.